AUGGCGACAGGAGCCCACGCGUCACGGCCAGCAGGCUUGGCGCCCCACUUGAGCCUCUCCACAGAUUCACCUCCUGUCACUCUCACACCCCAAGCACGCAGGACUUUCCAAGAAAGCUUUGCCAAAUUCGAGAAGACAGUUGUAAAACGCUCAAAAGAUGAUCAACGAGACUUUGCAGAUACUACGCUGCGCGAUGUCUGGGAAGCUGUGGGAGAAAUCGAGCGACUGCUAGCUGCAAGGCAAUGUCUUCGUAAUAUGAAGCGUCUCGAACCGUUUUUGAAUGGUCUAGAAGCAUAUGCCAAGGUGGUGGAAGUUUUGUGCAAUGGCACACCGUUCAUGCCCUGGAUAUGGUUAGCUAGCGAUCAUAUCAGCGCCUUCGAAACCCUCAUCUCAGCUUAUGCACAGAUUGCUGAGAAUUUGCCACGGUUCGAUAGACUCCGUAACGCGUUUCGUAACCACCCAGACUUCCAACAGCUUAUCGCUGUGGUAUACAGUGACAUUCUGGAAUUUCACCGACAAGCCUACAAAUUCUUCCGGAAAUCUGGAUGGAAGACUUUCUUCAAAUCAUCAUGGGGUCAGUUUGACUCCAGGUUUAGCAGUAUUUUGGCUAGUAUGCAGAGACAUGCCAGUCUAGUAGACAAGGAGGCAAACGCUUAUUCGAUAGCUGAAGUUAUGGUGUGGAGAAAAGAAGCUCGAGAGGCAGCUGUGAAAGUGGAAAAGGAGCGAUCAGCUGCCAAGCUCGUGGCAACUCUUUCAUGGCUUGGUAAUCUCCUGACAUGCAUUGAUCAGAUUCCAGGUAUAAGCAGCGUGCACUCGGAGCCUGUCAUGUUCAUCCUGGCCACGUUGGUAUCCCAAAUUCUACGUCAAAAUAUCAAGCUUUCGACUUAUGUAUACGAAGAGUUCGUCGCCGCAGCCCGAUCACCAUCAACCCGAGAGCUGCAACAAAUUUUGUCCAACUUAAUCCCUCAGUUGGACUCGCCGAGGAUACUGAUAGAUGGGAUUGAUGAGUGCAUUCACUACGGCAGUGACGGCUUACCGCGUAAUCUGGCUCCGGUGAAGGAUGUGAUUCACGCUAUCUUACAACUUGAACACUAUGGCAGCGAAUCAUCUUCGCCCAAGAUCCUCCUUGCCAGUCGAGAUAUCUUCCAAAUUACAGGUAGGCUGUCCAGAAAGCCAGUAUUGUCGCUCGAUGAUGAGAGCGAGAUCAUGACGAACGCCAUUCGGUGUUUCACCAAACAAGGGUUUCGUGAGAUUGAAGAGAGAUUCAAAAGCUUUCCAAAUGCUCAAAUCAUACUCAACCAGGCCGAAACCCGUAUUGUUUCAAAAUCUCAAGGAAUGUUUCUCUGGGUACGCCUCGUAUUGUCCCAUCUAGAACAAGAGGCUUACAGUAUGGACGAUCUGGAGGAGGCCGUCGCCAGUUUGCCUGUUACACUUAACGAGUUCAGAGCUAUCAGCGCAAUCAACUGGAUGUUAUGUGCGAGACGACCGCUACGAGCAGUAGAGCUCCAGGACGCUAUAACCUUUGCCAUGGGCUCAGAGACGCUCACAGAGAAUAACAAGUUAUCAGUGACCGUCUUAGAUCAUUGCAAGCCACUGGUUCAGCUACAUGCAGACGGCCAUGUGUCCUUCGUGCAUUUUACUGUGCAAGAAGAACUUGAAGGAAUGCUAUAUCGGUUGCUCGAUACCAUCGAUCACUAUCAGAAACAAAACAGCAAAUUCAUCUCUCAACUCCCAGUCCAGGAUUAUAAAGGCAUUCUGAGCAUGGAGCCUCGAUUACAGUAUAUGCGGCGAUACGGGGAUAUAUUCAGAGCAUGCGUGGACAUUGUUCAGCACCGACACGUCCGAAAACUCCAGUUCCACGACGCAUCCUCCACAGAUCGAUUGCCUGAUCCUACUCCCUUUAGCACAAUCAAAGCCGAAUAUGAAGUCAACGUCAACACGCUACUCGCUACUUCAACUUUUCCUGGUCUUAGUUCUGUAGAGCUAGCAACAUUUCACAGUCUCUACCAGCCAUUCGCAUUGGUAUGUCGCUAUCCUGGUUGUACAAAUAUCUCAGCCGGCUUUGCCACGCAUAUCGAUCGCGGUCGUCACGAAAUGUCUCACGCCCCACCUCUCUCAUGCGUUUAUUCGGGAUGCAAAUACACCUUACCAUUCAACUCAUUACAGAGUCUCAAGCGGCACAUUCGAGAGUCUCAGGAUGGUAUAUCGCGCUGCAUACCAGAGAGUGUACGCUCUGCGCGAGGUCAUAAUGCGCCGAGUAGUAGUCGCUUCACCCAAAAACAUGGCACAGUGGAGAUACGGCCACAGAGUAGCAUGACAGUUAAUCACAGCCCAGGCGCCUUUAUCAUCGAUUAUCAUACACCCAGUCCUGUUUCAUCGGCAGAUUGUGCUCCGAAAGAAGACGCGCGCUCUAGAGACACAAAUCGAGCGUCAGAUGACCCAUCGAAAGCUCCAGAUCAUGUGUACCUAGCGCUCACUAAAAUCAUGGGUCAGCUCGUAAAGAGCCAAGAUUCCUGGUCGUCGAUCAUGAAACAGAUAUCUGCACGAUACAUGGACCUGAAUCCAAUUAAAGAGAAACUGGCGAGUAGACUCUAUCCUACUCCAGAAACUUUCCUAUUCGAUGUCUGCACGGCACUCCGAUCGUUUCAGGUCUCGUACCUGAACUUCAUGAACGAACUUAGCCGUCAAGAACCUUUGAAGGCCAUGAUUGAAUUAGAAGAUUCAAUGUGGAACUUCAUCAGACAGCUGAAGCCCGUGGGUGCAUUCAAUCCUCUUCCAUUACACAUGAUGGAAAGCGCUUGGCGAGUAUAUACUGUCCGGGGCGAAUCUCCUCCGCAUACACGCGAAAAUCUACCCAAACCGAUCGUUAUCACACAGUCAUCUCCUCUCAAUCUUAAAAAAACAGUCGUUUCCGAAAGAACAAUCGAUGUUGGGACGACUCACACCGAGAGCCCACUUCACCAUCUUUCUGUAAAACCUUCUGAAUCUCCACAACUUGCAACGGGUUCCCUUGGCCCAUGUACAUCUACAAAGAAGCCAUACAAACGGCACUCGCUGAUCAUGGCUCUGAACUCGACGAAUGACACCGAGUUAAACCCAAUAUUAUCUGGUUUCAUUCGUAGUUAUCACGAGAGUGGCCACGGUUUGGGUAUUGCUUUGGAAUGGCACCAGCUUAUCCACCUAGAAGAGCGCGGUCGGGUAGCUAACUACUGUUAUACACAUCUUCAUCGCCGACAGGAGGUUGAUAUGUCAGCCAUGUCUGAAGCCUUUGGAAUUGAGGUGCAUGCUUUCGCCGAAGCGCACUCGAAAGAAGAAUAUAUCGAUAUAAUUGAGCAGAAGUUUGCUAUGGAAGAACGAGGGGAUAUGCAGCAGCCACUCGAAGAUGAAACCCAAGCUGGGGAUAGUAGGAUCGCUGUUUUGGACCCCUAUGGGACAGACCCCUCUGAUCUCCAAACUAGGGAAAGUGGCAUCCAAAAUCUCGAAUCCAACUCUCUAGCGACAAAGGCAGUACCAGCAGCAUUGUCGGCAUCUCCGGAUUCAUCUUCAGAUUUGUUAGCCGAAGUACCUGGUACACCACGCUCAUGGCCACCCUCACGUCCAAGUUUCCCAGGGAGACAGGCAGCACGCACCGCAUCAUAA
Molecule: messenger RNA, 3639 nt
Organism: Pyrenophora tritici-repentis Pt-1C-BFP
Lineage: Eukaryota; Fungi; Ascomycota; Dothideomycetes; Pleosporales; Pleosporaceae
Source: RefSeq, a predicted model, not a curated record